AUGACUGCCAUCAGCGACCCGAAAGACCGCCUGUGGUCUCGCCGAGAGAUCGAGGGACUGAUAGCCGAGGGGAGAAAGAUCAUUAUCGUUGAUGGACUUGUAAUCAAAGCCGAUGCAUGGCUUCCUUACCACCCUGGCGGUGACAAGGCUAUCUUGCAUAUGGUAGGAAGAGAUGGGACAGACGAGAUCAGGGCCCUCCAUUCGCUGGGAGCCCAGGCACAAAUGCAGAAGUUCGUGAUUGGGAGGAUUAAGGGGAGAUGGUUAAACUUCUUGCCUCCUAUUCAAGGGGGCUUUUUUAGGCCUUUGAAGCAAGGCGCAGAGGACCAUGGAAACUCUGGAGAUAUUGUCGACACAGAUGUCCACUUCGAGCAGAGUGCGAGCUCUUCCAGCAAUGGCAGCAUACCCCCAUCACCCACUUUCGACGCAAUCGACGCAAGUGCCUCGACAAAUACAUCCUUUUCUUCAGCAUCUUCAGCCUCUGGAUGUGAGGAUACAGCCUUCAAGCCUAACCCUCUAGAGGUCCGUCUCUCUGCAGAGAAAUCCUCAGACAUCCUCAAAUACCCCUCCCUGGACGAGGACACCCAAGAGCGCAUUGUACAGAAGUACCGAGAAACGGAGAGUCGAAUCCGUGCUGCGGGGCUAUACCAGUGUCCUUAUGGAUCCUACGCCAUCGAAUGCACCCGCUACACCUUGCUUUUCGCCUCCUUUCUGAUUGCUCUCCACUACUCGUACUACGCCGUGUCAGGAGCACUUCUCGGAAUGUUCUGGCACCAAUUGGUUUUUACCGCCCAUGAUGCCGGCCACAUGGGUAUUACCCACGACUUCCAUACUGAUACCUGUAUCGGCAUCUUAAUCGCAGAUUUCCUUGGAGGGCUUUCAAUCGGCUGGUGGAAAAGAAACCACAAUGUUCACCAUAUUGUCACCAACUCACCCGAGCAUGAUCCCGACAUUGAGCAUAUACCCUUCUUUGCCAUCAGCACCCGCUUCUUCAAUUCUCUCCGCUCCAGCUAUUAUGACCGGGUCAUGGAGUUCGAUGUCUUCGCCAAAUGGCUCAUUGCCAGGCAAGACUGGCUUUACUAUCCUGUCAUGGCUUUUGGUCGCUUCAACCUGUACCGCCUUUCCUGGGAAUACCUCUUGCUCGGCCAGGCUCCCAAAAAGGGCCAAGCGUGGUGGCAUCGCUACCUGGAAAUAGCAGGGCAGUUUUUCUUCUGGACCUGGUUCGGAUACCUUGUCGUCUACAAGUCCAUUCCUACAGCUUGGGAUCGGUUUGUCUUCGUCCUCAUCUCGCAUGUUGUCACCGCCCCUCUUCAUGUGCAAAUCACACUCUCGCACUUUGCCAUGUCAACAGCGGAUAUGGGAACACACGAGUCCUUCCCACAGAAAAUGCUUCGGACCACUAUGGACGUCGAUUGUCCCACCUGGCUCGACUUCUUCCAUGGCGGGCUCCAAUUCCAGGCCGUCCAUCACCUGUACCCCCGCAUCCCGCGACAUAAUCUACGCGAGGCGCAGAAAUAUGUGAAGGAGUUCUGCGAGGAAACCAAGAUCCCAUACGUCAUUUAUGGAUUUGGAGAAGGUAAUAAAGAAGUCAUUGGCAGACUCGGUGAAGUGGCGCAGCAGGUCAAGGUCUACGAAGAGUGUCGGAAGGUAUGUGUCAAGGAGAUGUUGGAGGGCCAUGGACUCGGCCACUGA
Exophiala aquamarina CBS 119918 is the source of this 1689-nucleotide messenger RNA. RefSeq lists its product as uncharacterized. The coding region runs from base 1 to 1689 and encodes 562 amino acids. Gene Ontology annotation, cellular component: membrane. The transcript has a single exon. Gene Ontology annotation, molecular function: oxidoreductase activity, acting on paired donors, with oxidation of a pair of donors resulting in the reduction of molecular oxygen to two molecules of water. The record is from RefSeq and is a predicted model, not a curated record. NCBI's taxonomy places the organism in Eukaryota, Fungi, Ascomycota, Eurotiomycetes, Chaetothyriales, Herpotrichiellaceae. Gene Ontology annotation, biological process: lipid metabolic process.